UUUAAAGAUGUCUAAUUCAAAUGAAUAUUAAUAGAUUUCUGUUUGGUCUAAAAUUUGGAAGUAAGGAACUUAAAAAGUUGAAGUUGAAAUGUGGGAUUAAAUUUUAAAGUAACUUGUGAAGACUGAAAUUCAAAUCACAAUUAACAAAGAUAAAUCAAUCAUCUACUAAUACGACGGAGUAAUAUUGAGAAAGUAAAUUAUCACUUAUAAGUUAUAAAAGAGAUUCAUUUAAGUUUUAGCCCAAGAAUCCCUUUUUUUUGACAAACAUGGGAAUGAUCAAGUAUCUCUAAUGGUAAAUUGUAGAAGAUGAUAAAAAAAAAUUGGUUAAGUGGAUGGCUAAUUGGAAUGGAGAAGCCCUAAUAGAAGUUGGUGGGUACUUUGAGGAUGGAGUAAAAUUAGGUUUUUGGUAGGAAAGUAUUAAAUAUUAUUCGUGGUAAUUUUUAAUCCUAUAAAUCUAAUUAUAGUAAAUCUCAAUUAUAUUAAAAAGGACAGUAUGUAAAUGAUCAAUAAAGAGGGAUUUGGAAAUACACUUGUAAUAAUAAUAUGAUGUACUAUCUUCAUUAAUGAUAAAGUGGUGGUGGAUAAUACAAUCUUUAAGGCGUGAAAGUAGGAAAAUGGAUUGAGUUGGAUGAUUAUUUUAAGGAGAAUUCGCAAGUAAUUUAUAAUGGUGAAUUCAAAAAUGGAAAAAAAAUUGGUAUUUGGGAAACUGUAUAUCAGGGUAAAUAGAUGUAUAAUUAUAUUAAAAAUAAAAUGUAGUGGAGGCGGAUUAUAUUUUGAGUCUAAAGGAGAAUAAGUGAAGACUGGAAAGUGGUGCGAAUUGAGUAAUGGAUUUAUGGAUACUUCACAAGUCACCUAUAUUGGAGUAUAUAAGGAUGGUAAAAAACUUGGAAGAUGGGAUGUUUGGUGGUUGUAAGAUAAACAAUAAUAAGUCAUGUAAAUAUAAAAAUAAAGUUUAAGCGGAGGCGGUUUAUAUGAUGAUAUAGAUUCAAUCAAGAUUGGGUAAUGGAUUGAAGUGAGCGAUAUGUUUAAAAAAGAUUCAUAAGUAACUUUUAUUGGCGAGUAUAAAAAUGGUAUGAAAAUUGGUAAAUGGAAUAUUUUGUAAAAACAUGAAUUGAUGUAAAUUUUCGAAAAUAAUAUUUGUAGUGGAGGUGGGUCAUAUAAUUUAGGAAGCUCAUAGAAGAAUGGAAAAUGGAUUGAAUUAAGUGAUAGGUUUGAAAGUAAUUCUUAAGUUAUUUAUAAUGGCCAAUAUAACAACGGGUAAAAAGUUGGAAGGUGGGAUAUUCUAUUUAGAGAGGAAGAUGGAUUUUUCAAAAUGUAAUAUAUUAAAUAUCAGUUUAGUGGUGGAGGAUCAUAUGAUUAAGUAUCUUCACUUAAAAUUGGAAAAUGGAUUGAGUUGAGUUAAUCGUUCAAUCUGUAUUCAUAAGUCACGUUUAUUGGAUAAUAUAAAGAUGGUAAAAAAGUUGGUAAAUGGACGACUUGGUUUAGGGAUUUUAGGAAUGGAAGGAAUUUAUAGAUGUAAAUUUUCACCAAAUAAAAUGUUUUUAGUGGAGGUGGAUUAUAUGAUGAAGAUAGUUCAAUUAAAGUUGGAAAAUGGACUGAGUUGAGUGAUGGUUUCCACUUUCUUUCGUAAGUAACCCAAACUGGCGAGUAUAAAUAUGGAUAAAAAGUUGGUAAAUGGAAUAUUAUGUAUAAGCAAUAUGAGGAUUCAAGCUUUCAAUAAAUGUAAAUAUAUUAAAAGAUAUUAAGUGGUGGCGGACUAUAUGAUAAAGAAUAUUCAAUUAAAAUUGGAAGGUGGAUAGAGUUGAGUGAUGGGUUUUAUAAGUGGUCUUAAUUAGUUUAUAAAGGUGAAUAUAUGAACGGAAGAAAAGUUGGAGCGUGGGAUAUUGAGUAUGAAGGAAUAAAAAUGUAAUUAAUAAUUUUAUACGACAUAUAGAGGUGGUGGAUAAUAUGAUGAAUAAUUUUCAAUGAAAAUUGGCAGCUGGAUUGAACCAAGUGAUGAUUUUUAUGUGGAUUUUUAAGUUAUUUAUAAUGGUAUCUAUAAAAAUGGUAAAAAAAUUGGUAGAUGGGAUAUUAUAUUUCGAUUUAGCAUAAAUAAUUCUUUCAAACAAAUGUAAGAGUUAAUUUAAAAAUAUAAUAUUAGUGCUGGAGGAUAAUAUGAAGAAGGAAUGAAGAUAGGGGAUUGGGUUGAAUUAUGUGAUGAGUUUAAUAAGGAUUAUUAGAUAGUUUGUAAUGGUGAAUAUAAAAAUAAUAAGAAAGUUGGUAAAUGGGCUAAAAUGGAUAUCAGUAGAAAAAGAUGA
Paramecium primaurelia is the source of this 2297-nucleotide messenger RNA. The record is from the annotation of a GenBank genome assembly. Lineage: Eukaryota; Ciliophora; Oligohymenophorea; Peniculida; Parameciidae.